Adelges cooleyi (spruce gall adelgid) is the source of this 549-nucleotide messenger RNA. Its product is annotated as protein atonal-like. Gene Ontology annotation, molecular function: protein dimerization activity. Bases 1 to 549 code for a protein of 182 amino acids. NCBI's taxonomy places the organism in Eukaryota, Metazoa, Arthropoda, Insecta, Hemiptera, Adelgidae. The record is from RefSeq and is a predicted model, not a curated record. The transcript has a single exon.
AUGUUGCGUGCCGCGGACAGUGUUUUGGCGCACGAGUAUUUUUGCUACGACGACGGCCUCGGCAUCGGCGGCGGCUGCGACCUGCAGACGUCGGCCAACGUUCCUCGUCCGCCGGCCGGGUACGACGACACGGUCGACAUGGGCUUCGACGGCGCAUGGUACGCACAUUCGACGGAUUGCCGCGGUCGUCCGUCGACGGACCGGUGUCCCAGCGGCAGCGGCAGCGACGGCAGGUGGGACGCAGACGCGCCGGACAACGGCAGCAGAAAGCGGCGGCGGCUGGCGGCCAACGCGCGCGAGAGGCGGCGCAUGAACAACCUGAACGAGGCGUUCGACCGGUUGCGCGAAGUGGUGCCGGCCGCGGACGCCGAACGCAAGCUGUCCAAGUUCGAGACGCUGCAGAUGGCCCAGACGUACAUAGCGACGCUGCACGAACUGCUGGACAUCCGACCACAGGCACAGGCGCCGUCACAGGCACACCACGCGGUGGCUGCCACCCAGCCAUGCGGUGAGUUUUACCGGACGCCCAAUCGAAUUUCUUACUUUUGA